Myripristis murdjan (pinecone soldierfish) is the source of this 2490-nucleotide messenger RNA. RefSeq names its product interferon regulatory factor 7 (gene irf7). Gene Ontology annotation, molecular function: DNA-binding transcription factor activity, RNA polymerase II-specific; RNA polymerase II cis-regulatory region sequence-specific DNA binding; protein binding. Gene Ontology annotation, biological process: regulation of transcription by RNA polymerase II; immune system process. Gene Ontology annotation, cellular component: nucleus. The transcript has 10 exons. Bases 92 to 1387 code for a protein of 431 amino acids. The record is from RefSeq and is a predicted model, not a curated record. NCBI's taxonomy places the organism in Eukaryota, Metazoa, Chordata, Actinopteri, Holocentriformes, Holocentridae.
UGAGGCGAUAUAAAAGCAUGCGACUAUUGCGAUGCAAAGAAGCAGUGUAGCACUUCUUUAAGAACGCCGAGGGACCACGACUGUAGAAGAAAUGCAAAGUCCCCCCAAGCCACAGUUUGCCAACUGGCUCAUAGAGCAGGUGCAGACCGGCCAGUACAAGGGCCUGUGUUACGUGGAGCAAAACAAGUUCAGAGUCCCCUGGAAGCACAACUCCAGAAAGGACUGCAACGAUGAGGACAGUAAAAUAUUCAGGGCAUGGGCAGUGGCAAGUGGUAAAAUCAAUGAGUUCCCUAACGACAAAGCCAAGUGGAAAACCAACUUCCGCUGCGCGCUGAACAACCUCACCAAGCGCUUCAAGAUGGUCAGUGAUAAUUCCAAGAAUUCGGAGGAUCCUCAUAAAAUCUAUGAGAUCAUCAACACUGAGUAUAACUACGAAAGCCAGCAAACAGACGACUCCCCUGAUGAUUUCGACAUCUACAGCUCCCCGAUCGAAUACUUGCCUUCAGGCACUGAGCACAUUCUUCUCAACCAUUUAAUGACCUUAGACCUUGGCAGUAAUCAAGCAGAAGAGCAGCAAUGGACAGAGAACUACGGCCAGCAGCCCGCAGCCGUCCCUGUCAGCUACCCUGCCAUUCAGCCUGCAGCAGCAGAGCCACUGCCGGGCUCAGGGACCCACACACAACCACCCAUCUACUGCCCAAAUCCAGAGCCAGUGUUCAGCUCACCUCCCCAGCCAUCCAUCUAUGACCUGGAGAUCUCUAUCCACUACAGGAAAAGAGAAAUGCUAAAGUUUUCGCUGCGCAGUCCACGUGUGCAGCUCCACUACCAGCAAGAGGCCCCUGAACUCAACGCCCAGCCCAUUUGCUUCCCCACCACUGCCGGCCUGCUGGACCGCAAACAGAUUGAGUACACCGAGCGCAUCCUUAAUAGCAUCCAGAGAGGCCUACUCCUGGAGGUACGGGACACAGGGAUCUAUGCCUGCAGGCAGGAUAGGUGCCAUGUGUUUGCCAGUACAAAUGACCCCAGUGUGGCCCAUCCAGAUCCAAGGAAGCUGCCCCCAAAUACCAUGAUUGAGCUCCUCAGCUUUGAGAAGUAUGUAAAUGAACUUAAGCAGUUUAAAGAGAACAACGGUGGCUCCCCUGACUACACCAUCAACAUGUGCUUCGGAGAGAAGUUUCCCGAUGGAAAACCCCUGGAGAAGAAGCUCAUCGUAGUCAAGGUGGUUCCUCUGAUCUGUCGACACUUUCAUGAGAUGGCACAGCUGGAGGGGGCCUCAUCUCUUCACAGCGCCAACGUCAGCCUGCAGAUUUCACACAACAGCCUCUAUGAUCUCAUUAACUCUGUUUUCAGUCUGCCGAUAGCUGAAGAUCCGUUGCAGGUCUUCUAGACUAGAUAUUGCAAGUUCACCUCCCACUGACUUCUUCUAGCCCUCUAUAAAAACUCCCAAGCCUAGCCAAAUGGCGAGCGAAUCCUGUGGCAUCCUGAACAUGGCAGCUGAGGCCACAAGCACAGUUCGAGGUUACCACACUUAAUGAAGCUCCAUUCCAUUUUGGGCUAGAAAUAUGUCUUAUGUUUUGCACUCAUCUUCUGUUCACUUUAUGAAUUCUUUUCUAAUAGCACUCUUAAAGUAUUGGAAAAUGCUGACUUUAUUAAUAUCCUUGCACCGUUGAUCCAGGUAGAUACAGAAUUGUCCAGUAUUGGACUGAUAUUUUACUUGAGUUGAUGUUAUCAAAAGGCCAGUGGUCUGGAGUUAUACUAGAGUUUUAUACAAACAAUUACUUGUAAAGGUCAAAUCAUCUCCAUAACGUGUGAUUCAUUUGAUUUUAUAUCAGACAGAGGAAGGCUAGCAUGCUGUAAAUCUGUUCUCACACGUAUUUUUGUAAAAUAUUUCUUGCAAAGUUAGGGAAUCCAUGUGUCAUACUUUUUUAUUUAUGUGUCAUAACCUGUGUGUUGUUGACAAUACUUUGCACUUUUGCUGGGUCAUGCUGUUAACCAUUACUGUUAUUUUGCUGCUGUUCAUCAUUAACAUUCAAACUAAGCCUUUAAACACUUGAAUCUCACCUGGACUGUUUCUGCUACCCAUAUACACUGAUUUGCCGUCUCAUGCAGCCUGUACUGUUAUAUACAUUACUCAGGAGAUAUAUCUGCAUCAAUAAAGACUGCCGGCUGAUUAUUGGCUAUCAUAACAUGUUGUUUUAUACAAUUUAUACAAUUUUUAUAUGAUUUGUGUGAAGGAUUUUUGUCUGGUUGUAUGUCACAUUCAGGCCCUUUUGCAUUGAUAAGAUGCACUGACUCCAUGCUACCAAGGCCAUAGGCCUGAGGCAUGCCAGACACAGGGAGACAAGACCAGGCAGAUUUGCUCCUUUCAUGAACACAGAGCUGUUGACCUCUAACACACUUAGGUAAGGAUAUCUCCUCUACAUAAGGCAUGCCAGUGAGCAACCCUCAGAAUUGGUGUGGUAUUACUCAUUCACACUUGUAGCGCUCAUA